AGCGCCCUGCGCAACAUUCCGUUUAGCUGUGAAGCCAGCCGUGCAAGAUUAUUGUUCUCUGUCCAGGCAGAACAUCAAAUAUCUGCCAUAUGUGCGUAGAAUUUUUUUAGAUAAGUAGUUUGUAGAUCAAAUCCAUAAACGUGAGGCGCGAAGAUGCCUCUAUUUGGUAAAAAGGAUUUUGGUAGAAAAUCCAAAAAAGAUGGUCGAGAUUCGGAGAAGCAACCAUCAAUCGAGGACAAGUAUACUGUGAAAGAUCUAUUAGGCACUGGUGCUUUUUCCGAAGUGCGUUUGAUAGAGAGCAAAGAGAACGGACAACUGUUUGCGUGUAAGAUUAUCGACAAAAAAGCUCUCAAAGGGAAAGAAGAUUCCCUAGAGAACGAGAUAAGAGUGCUGAAAAGGUUCAGUGAACAAGCGAAAGUUGAAGGAGGUGAGAAGAAAAUGUUUUCCCAUCCCAACAUUGUUCAGCUAUUGGAGACAUAUGAGGAUAAGAAUAAGGUCUAUCUUGUAAUGGAACUAGUGACUGGAGGGGAGUUAUUCGAUCGCAUCGUAGAAAAGGGCUCUUAUACUGAAAAGGAUGCUUCAAAUCUUAUAAGACAAGUGCUGGAAGCAGUGGAUUACAUGCACUCACAAGGUGUAGUACACAGGGACUUGAAACCUGAAAAUCUUUUGUAUUACAGUGCAGAUGAGGACAGUAAAAUAAUGAUCAGUGAUUUUGGUUUGUCAAAAAUAGAGGAUUCAGGAAUUAUGGCCACUGCUUGUGGGACACCAGGUUAUGUUGCCCCUGAAGUGCUGGCACAGAAGCCAUAUGGCAAAGCUGUAGAUGUGUGGAGUAUAGGGGUUAUAUCUUAUAUUUUACUCUGUGGAUAUCCACCAUUUUAUGACGAAAAUGAUGCCAAUUUGUUUGCCCAAAUAUUGAAGGGUGAUUUUGAGUUUGACUCGCCUUAUUGGGAUGAUAUUAGUGAUUCUGCCAAAGAUUUCAUAAGACAUUUAAUGUGUGUAGAUGUGGACAAGAGGUAUACUUGCAAGCAAGCCUUGGCCCACCCGUGGAUUUCAGGCAAUGCUGCCAGCAACAAGAAUAUUCAUGGUACUGUAUCUGAGCAGCUGAAGAAAAAUUUUGCUAAGUCACGCUGGAAACAGGCUUACCAUGCUACAACAGUUAUCCGUCAAAUGCAGAAGAUGGCAUUAAAUAGCAGCAGCUCAAGUCGUAAUGCCAAUCAGACCAAACAAUAGCUGUUUCCCCAAUGAAUGCCGUUGCCAUCCAUCUUGUUACGCCUGCUUAAUAAGGUACUUAAUAUUAUUGUAUUUCACACUUAAAUUAUGCAAGAACUGGUUCAUGCCAGUUUGUUAUUGAUACAAUAUUUGUGACACCUACUAAAUUGAUAGUUGGUGUCACAGUAAUUGAAAUUCAUUGUUUAAACAGUUGCUAGCAGACAUUUGAGAUUUGUGUCAUCUCUACAUAUAUACUGCUGCAAAUGUUAAUAUGCUAAUAUUGCUUUGAAAACUUAUACAGAGACAGUGCAUAUAAGCUAUAUAUUUAUAAGCAUGUAUAAAUUCAAAAUCAACGAAAUGUUAUAAGACAUGUCUAGUCAUUAUAUGUCAUUUCAACUUCUGAAUUUUCAAAUGAACUUUGUAAAAAAAACUAUAAUUCCAUGACAAAGUAAUGUAUCUAUGUAUUGCAUUCCAGAAUGCAUUUCUGACACUAUGUUAUUUAAUUGAACAUUUGUCUCUAUUACUGUCUUGAAUCUCAUACUUGACAUCUGAAUAAAUAUAUUUUUUUUUUAUUAAUUUACAAUAAAAUAUAGUUUUAUCUAUUUUUUAAAUAGAAUUUAUUUUAUUAUUGCAACAUUAUAUUAUAUCUACAUAUUUAUAUUACAGUACAAAUUUUUACUUUAUUGUUAAAGAAAACAACAGAAUUUAUCACUAACUACUUUACUAUCCAUGAGUAUGUAAUAAUAUUUAUCCUGAAUUUAUUGUUAAAGUGAAAUUGGUCUCAAAUGUACUUCAACAAGUAUGUGUUAGCACUGCGUGUGUUAACCCUUGUCAGUUAUUUAUUGUUGAUGAUUUUGUAUGUCUAUCUAUCAUAUAGUAUCUGCUAACCAGUAACUAUGACAAUUUUACUUGGAGAUUAGAUGAUGCUCUGUGAUUUGUCCAUAGGUCAUUGUUAACUCAUGUCAAUCUAUUAUUACUCCACUGCUGGGCAUAAGUCUCUAAUUAUGGCGAUAAUGGGGACCUAGUAUACUAUUGCCAAGCAGGAAGUUUAAACCAAUGUAAUGUUCUCCUAGUCUCCUAUUAUAAUUUCUUGGGAAUAGAAAUGAUUGAAGACACAUUUUCUAUUCUCACUUCAUAAACUGCCCAUGGGCAUUUAUAAAUAGUUUUUCUGCCCCUCUUUUAUUUCUUAUAAUAGAUACUUUGAUUUUGAUGCAUGAUUCUAGACUGAUUUUUGUCUAUCGUCUGUGAUAGAUUUUACAAACAAUCUGUUGUUGUUUUCAUACAUUUUGUUAUAUAACUGACUAAAAUCUUUACAUACUAAUCACUUUUGAAUGAUAAAAUAUAUUAGGUAGGUAAAAAAAAUCUUCUCUUUUAAAGAUAACUGACUAAUUCUUAGGUAUGGUGAUAAUCAUAAUAAUAUUUUAAUGUUAAGAUCUGUUGACAAAUUUCAUUAGAGGUAAAUUGCGAGUUGAUGAUUAUUAAAAGAAAUCAUGGUUAGAUAUGAUAAAAUAAUAAUUAACAAUAACAAUAUAUUGCAUUGCAUGUUUUAAAAGUGUUAACUAUUUACCUAUUACAGUAUAAUAUUUAAACAUUUCUAAUGUGAUUCUGGUCGUGAAAUAAUUGAUAUGAUCUUUACACAUUAUAAAAUUUCUAAACCUUCACAUGCCUGGUAGAUUUUUAAAUUAUGAUUGAUAACUAAACAUAUAAAAUUAUAUUCCUAGUGUAAGUUUUAUGAUUCUAAAUCCUUCCUAUUUGAUUAUACAAUAUACCGAACUAUAAGUAAUCAUUAGAGAUAAUAUGUAUAAUGCACUGUUGAAUUUCAAUGUAAUCAUGUCAUACUGUAGUAAUUGCAAUUAAAA
Messenger RNA from Achroia grisella, 3068 nucleotides. Its product is annotated as calcium/calmodulin-dependent protein kinase type 1-like. Gene Ontology annotation, biological process: protein phosphorylation. The coding region runs from base 154 to 1230 and encodes 358 amino acids. The transcript has 2 exons. The record is from RefSeq and is a predicted model, not a curated record. Gene Ontology annotation, molecular function: calcium/calmodulin-dependent protein kinase activity; ATP binding; calmodulin binding. Lineage: Eukaryota; Metazoa; Arthropoda; Insecta; Lepidoptera; Pyralidae.